UAGAGAUGGCUACGCUUUCCAAGUCUUCCAAUUAUUGUGCCGAUACACUGAGUUUCUUGAAGUGGUUUGAGAACCAUUGGAAAUUAGAAAUUGCAGUGAAGGAUAAAUUCCAAACUCUCAGACUCAAGAUGAUCCUACUUGAAGCCUUCUUCAGCCCCAAAAGAAAGUGGCACACUGAUGACAAGAAUUUGCAAGUCCACCUUUGGCAUAUAAAUCAGGUGCUUCAUCAUGCUACUAAAUACUUCAUUCUGUCCAAAGGGAAAUGUUGGACCCUCCAAGAGAAGUUGUGUGGUAUCAUUUCUGGUGUCAUAAAGAAGCUUGAUGUGGCUAUUCCGCACAUCAGGCAAGUUUAUGCAAUAGUUUCAAAAUCAAGAAGAUCCACUUGUUCCACAGCAAAUGAACUGAUUGAGCUUAUUCAUAUGCUUCUGGAGAAAAUGGAAAAUCUACUCAGCUGGAAGGCUCGGUCAUUUCUCCGUCUAAGUAAAGAAAUGGAAGAGCUUGAAGAGGAUUUGAGGUAUCUACGAAAUUUUCUUCGGGUUACAGAAAUUUGGUGCAAUAAAGAUGAGAUGUUGCAAGAUCUCUUGACACAUGCUGAAGCUGUGGCUUACAGUACAGCAUGUAUCUUGUUCUUGUGUACUGAAGAGAGCAAGAUGGAUGUUGACAUCGUGAACGAGAUGAAGGGUGAAGUUUCUUGUGUGGUACAGAAGAUUAAACCUUUUCAGCCAAGUGUGAGAGAGAUUUAUAUCAAAGCCCUGAAAGCUUUAGAGUCAUCGCCACAAGAUAUCAUUUUGGUGGAUGAAACUGUUCUGCAUUUUCUUUAUAGUCUCCUCGGCCACAUGAUAGAUCUAUCCAAAGUGAAGGCAAGUUUCAGGAGAUCUGUAAUAGAUCAAAUUGAAGCUUUGCAUAAGGAGCUACAGAUCAUGAGAGAUUAUCUGUUCGAUCCAUCAGCUUCGCAGUACAAUCAGAGCAAUGAGAAAGCUAAUAAUGUACUGUUGCACAUCAAAGAUUUGCUCUUUCACGCAGCAUAUGCUAUUUAUACGUCUUAUGACAGUGAUAUAACUAAAGAAAUGGCUGAGGUACUGAAUCUGACCGUUGCUGAUUUGUUCCAAGAGAUCGAGGAUAUCAAGCAAGAGGCCAGGGAUGUAUACGAUGAAAUAAUUGCCAAAUCACUAAGGUCAAAUUUCCCCAGAACCAAUGAAUUGGGCUUCAUGGAGUUUGUGAUCCAGAAUCUGCAUGAGCUGCUAAGUUCAUCAAAAGCUGGUUCAUGAGUUCUUCAGCUGCAGCAUCAAAUGGAGACAGUUCUUGGAAGUAUAUUAUCCCUCAGAGAAGAUGUCUUUGAAAUUAAAGCAUUGUUUCGAGAGCAGAAAGAACAGAGAGACCUUUGGCUGCAGUUCAUAAACAUUGUAUACCAUACCGAAUUUGUCAUUGAUUCAUUUACUGCGAGAAGUGGAUAUCUUUGGGAUUGGAAAUUGGGGCUGUUUGAUAUCAUGGAACAGAUUCAUAUGACCAGGAGAGAGAUCAAUGCUAUUAAAAUUACGAGGACAACUGACACUACAGUCCUCAAAAAUCUUGGUUGUGUAUCUUCUCUGGAAAAUUCAGGAAAUUCUGGUGCACUGCAGGAUCCCAGCUAUGAGGUUGGAAAUGAAACAAAGAAGCCCAUUGGUCACGUGGACCUUUUUGUUGAUGCAGAGAAAAAGAUAAGAGAGCAACUUACUAAUAAGUGCAAAGACUUGUGCCUACUCUCCAUUGUGGGAAUGCCUGGCAUUGGUAAGACAACACUAGGCAAUUCAAUAUAUGAAAAUCGUUUCGUUCGUUUAUGCUUUCAUGCUCGUGCAAGGUGCCACGUUGGUCAUGCGUGUCAAAAGAGAAGAUUGUUGCUUGAUAUUCUACAGCAAGUUUGUGGGGAAACUGACCAAGUAUGUACAAGGAAUGAUGAUGAUUUAGCUGAAAAGUUGUAUCAAAGUCUCAAGGGCAAAAAGUACUUCAUCUUCUUGGAUGAUCUGUGGGAUCUUAGGCAAUGGAAUGAUAUGAGAGCCUCUUUCCCAAAUGAUAAGAAAGUAUCAGAUUCUAGGACCUGGGAGUUACUGCAAAUCAAGCUGUUUGGAAAAGAAAGUUGCCCUCCAGAACUUGUCAAAGUUGGACAGAAAAUUGCAGCCGAAUGCAAAGGCCUAACUCUUGCAGCAGAUCUGAUAGCUGGAUUACUGAGAACGAUGGCAAGCAAAAAAGAAUGCUGGGCACAAGUUGCAAAUAGUCUAAAUACACACCUUCUUGAGGAUCAAGACGGACGGUGUAUGCAAAUACUGGAACUUAGUUACAACCAGUUACCAGACCAUUUGAAACCAUGCUUUCUUUAUUUUGGAGCAUUUCCUGGGAACAGAGAAGUUCCAACCAGUAAGCUGAUGUGGUUAUGGAUUUCAGAAGGAUUUGUUAAAUUGCAAAAUGGUGAUGAAGGAAGCCCAGAGGAUGUAGCUAGGAGUUACUUGAAUGAUCUAAUUGCCAGAAGCCUAGUAAUAGAUUCCAAAAGGGGAUCCUCCAAUGGAGUGAAAGCAAGCUGUGUUCAUGAUCUAAUGCAUGAUUUUGCUCUGGCAAAAGCUAAAGAAGAGUGUUUUUUCCAGCAGCAAAUAUGUGUUCAUUCCAGACAUGUGUCUUCUCAUGUCCAGACAUUGUAUGAGCCAUACCGUCUGUGCAUCUAUUCAGAAUGGGAAUGCUUCAAAGCAUCAAUGCCUUUUGGCCCACGCCUCCGCUCUCUAGUGUCUUCUGACUUCUCAUCUUCUUGCCCCUUCGAGAGCUUCAAACUUCUCAGGGUGCUGGAUCUUUCAGGCACCAUUGUCGACCUUACUCCUUGCAUAUUCCAGUUGGUUCAUUUAAGAUUCUUAUCUGUUUGCACUUCCUCAACAAGGAUCCCCUGGGAAAUCAGCUACCUCCAAAACCUGGAAACUUUACUACUAAGAUCACGCAAGGGUAUUCAAUUGCCCGACACUGUUUGGAAAUUGGUGAGAUUGAGGCAUUUCAGAAUAGAUUGGCAUUGCUUUUUGCCGCGGUAUAAUCAAGAAUUCAUGGAGAAAACCUUCAAGUUCAAUAGCUUACAAACUCUUUCAACACCAUGUUUAUUUUUCCAUGAAGAUCUUGAGAAGACCAUGAGAGGCCUACCCAACCUUCGAAAGCUGAGUUGCAUAUUUUUAGAUUCAUGGGAUCAUUCUUUCAAUUGCAAUCGGUUUCCUGUUCUGGACUUUCUCACUCAACUUGAAUCGCUCCAUGUGGUUUACGGUGGUCAGGUGGUUCGUCAUCCUUGUGAAUUCAACUUUCCCCACAAUCUUAAGAAGUUGAAGUUAUCAAAGUUUCGUUUGCCAUGGAGUGCAGUAUCAACCAUUGGGAAACUGCCUAAUCUGGAAGUUCUCAAACUAUUGCAUGCCUCCUUUGAGGGCAAAACAUGGGACAUGAAAGAAGAAGAAUUUCUUAAACUCAAGUUCUUGAAGUUGGAGUCGUUGGACAUUGCACAUUGGAAUGCCUCAGAGGAUCACCUCCCUUGCCUUGAGACACUUGUGGUGAAGAAAUGUCAUGCACUUACAGAGAUCCCUCUUUGUUUGGGGGAUAUACCCACACUACAGAGGAUUGAGUUGCAAAAUUGCACCCGCUCUGCUUGGAUUUCAGCCCGUACAGUGAAAGAAAAACAGAAGGAAAUGGGAAAUGACCAGUUUGAGUUCACUUUUAAGUUUGAGGGAUCGUGGAGGGUUCCCUAUGAAGCCUAGUAUACAAUCGUCAUUUACAUUAAUUUGCUUGAUGAUGUACACUGCAGAGAUAAACUCUACUGAUCCUAAUCAAUUCUUCCUUCUAAAAGGUGUUCCAUUUUAUUUUAU
Molecule: messenger RNA, 3857 nt
Organism: Coffea arabica (coffee)
Lineage: Eukaryota; Viridiplantae; Streptophyta; Magnoliopsida; Gentianales; Rubiaceae
Source: RefSeq, a predicted model, not a curated record